Molecule: messenger RNA, 1218 nt
Organism: Knipowitschia caucasica
Lineage: Eukaryota; Metazoa; Chordata; Actinopteri; Gobiiformes; Gobiidae
Source: the annotation of a GenBank genome assembly
AUGUGGUGGAAAAGCGUCAUGGAGAACGCCAUGCCCAGGAGCUGCGAAGAGACAAGCAGAAGAAGAAUUGAUGUAAAGGUCACUACAGAGGUCACUGCAGAGGUCACUGCAGAGGUCACUGCAGGGGUCACUACAGGGGUCACUGCAGGGGUCACUACAGAGGUCACUACAGAGGUCACUGCAGAGGUCACUGCAGAGGUCACUGCAGAGGUCACUGCAAGGGUCACUGCAGGGGUCACUACAGAGGUCACUACAGAGGUCACUGCAGGGGUCACUAUAGAGGUCACUGCAGAGGUCACUGCAGAGGUCACUACAGAGGUCACUACAGGGGUCACUGCAGAGGUCACUACAGGGGUCACUACAGGGGUCACUACAGAGGUCACUGCAAGGGUCACUGCAGGGGUCACUACAGAGGUCACUGCAGGGGUCACUACAGAGGUCACUACAGGGGUCACUACAGGGGUCACUACAGAGGUCACUGCAAGGGUCACUGCAGGGGUCACUACAGAGGUCACUACAGAGGUCACUGCAGGGGUCACUAUACAGGUCACGGCAGAGGUCACUGCAGAGGUCACUACAGAGGUCACUACAGGGGUCACUGCAGAGGUCACUACAGGGGUCACUACAGGGGUCACUACAGAGGUCACUGCAGAGGUCAUUGCAGAGGUCACUGCAAGGGUCACUGCAGGGGUCACUACAGAGGUCACUACAGAGGUCACUGCAGAGGUCACUGCAGAGGUCACUAUAGAGGUCCCUACAGAGGUCACUGCAGAGGUCACUACAGGGGUCACUACAGGGGUCACUACAGAGGUCACUGCAGGGGUCACUACAGUAGUCACUGCAGAGGUCACUACAGAGGUCACUGCAGAGGUCACUACAAGUGUCACUGCAGAGGUCACUACAGAGGUCACUACAGGGGUCACUACAGAGGUCACUACAGAGGUUACUGCAGGGGUCACUACAGAGGUCACUGCAGGGGUCACUGCAGAGGUCACUGCAGAGGUCACUACAGGGGUCACUACAGAGGUCACUACAGGGGUCACUACAGAGGUCACUGCAGGGGUCACUGCAGAGGUCACUACAGAGGUCACUGCAGAGGUCACUACAGAAGUCAAUGCAGGGGUCACUACAGGGGUCACUGCAGAGGUCACCACAGAGGUCACUACAGAGGUCACUGCAGAGGUCACUACAGAGGUCACUACAGAGGUCCUAACUUAA